Molecule: messenger RNA, 3018 nt
Organism: Perognathus longimembris pacificus (Pacific pocket mouse)
Lineage: Eukaryota; Metazoa; Chordata; Mammalia; Rodentia; Heteromyidae
Gene: Gpat3
Product: glycerol-3-phosphate acyltransferase 3
Exons: 13
Coding region: 294-1610 (438 amino acids)
Biological process (GO): triglyceride biosynthetic process
Cellular component (GO): endoplasmic reticulum
Molecular function (GO): glycerol-3-phosphate O-acyltransferase activity
Source: RefSeq, a predicted model, not a curated record
CCGGGGGACUGGAUCUUCCCAGGCUGGGUGGCCGAGGAGGUGGGGCCCAGGCAGCGCGAAAAAGGGCGCCGGGAACCCGGGAGCCACCAAGCCGCCAGCCUAGCCUCGGGCCCCAGUGCGCACUGGCGGGGAUCUGGCCUCGGGAAGGCCUCGCGGUGAGAGCCGGGAGGGGGCGGCGUUGGUGGCACCGGAGCUGCGAUUGGACGGACGGACCUGACUGCCUGGGGACAGGGACCGCGGGCGCCCUCAGCUCUCGAGCGCGGACCUCCCGUCCCGAGUGGGUGCGCGGAGCCAUGGAGGGCGCAGACCUGGCGGGGAAGAUCCUGUCCACCUGGCUGACGCUGGUGCUCAGCCUCAUCCUGCUGCCCUCGGCGUUCGGAGUAUCCCUGGGCAUCUCGGAACUUUACAUGAAGAUCCUGGUGAAAACUUUAGAGUGGGCCACAAUCCGAAUUGAAAAAGGAACCCCAAAAGAAUCGGUACUUAAAAAUUCAGCUUCUGUUGGUAUUAUCCAAAGAGAUGAGUCACCCAUGGAGAAAGGACUUUCUGGCCUGCGAGGAAGGGACUUUGAGCUCUCCGAUGUGUUUUAUUUUUCCAAAAAGGGGUUUGAAGCCAUAGUAGAAGAUGAAGUGACCCAGAGGUUCUCCUCAGAGGAGCUAGUGUCAUGGAAUCUCCUCACAAGAACCAAUGUGAACUUCCAGUACAUCAGUCCAAGGCUCACUUUGGUGUGGGUGCUGGGCGUCCUAGUACGAUAUUGUAUUCUCCUUCCUCUGCGGGUUACUCUGGCUUUCAUUGGAAUCAGUUUGCUGGUUAUUGGAACGACACUGGUUGGUCAGCUGCCAGACAGCAGCACCAAAAACUGGCUGAGUGAACUGGUGCAUCUGACUUGCUGCCGCAUCUGUGUUCGCUCCCUCUCGGGAACCAUUCACUACCAUAACAAGCAGCACAGACCCCAGAAAGGAGGCAUCUGCGUGGCCAACCACACUUCUCCCAUAGAUGUUUUGAUCUUAGCAACGGAUGGAUGUUAUGCCAUGGUUGGUCAGGUUCAUGGUGGGUUGAUGGGAAUUAUUCAGAGAGCAAUGGUCAAAGCCUGUCCACAUGUCUGGUUUGAGCGCUCAGAAAUGAAGGAUCGACACCUGGUUACUAAGAGGUUAAAAGAACAUGUUGCUGAUAAAAAGAAGUUACCCAUAUUAAUCUUUCCUGAAGGAACCUGUAUCAAUAAUACUUCUGUCAUGAUGUUCAAAAAGGGAAGCUUUGAAAUUGGAGGGACCAUCUAUCCAGUUGCAAUGAAGUAUAACCCUCAGUUUGGGGAUGCCUUUUGGAACAGUAGCAAAUACAACAUGGUGAGCUACUUGCUUCGUAUAAUGACCAGCUGGGCAAUCGUCUGUGACGUGUGGUACAUGCCCCCCAUGACCAAAGAGGAAGGAGAAGAUGCUGUCCAAUUUGCUAACAGGGUUAAGUCUGCUAUUGCUGUGCAAGGAGGAUUGACUGAACUUCCUUGGGAUGGAGGGCUGAAGAGGGCAAAGGUGAAAGACACCUUUAAGGAAGAGCAGCAGAAGAAUUACAGCAAGAUGAUCGUGGGCAAUGGAUGUCUCAACUCAGAAUCGGACUGACAGGCCCUGUAGAUAAACCCCGUUUCCUAGAGCUGGCCCGUGGCUGUGGAAGGGUAUCCUCCACCCCAGGAAUUUGCUUUAUUUUAUUGUUUAUUGUUAAUCUUUUCUACAUGAUGAUUGUCUCUACCUCUUUGUGCCAGAGGCAGAACUUCCAGGUGCCCUUUUUGGCCCUUGUUAGAGCACCAGCCCAAUGAAAUGCCAGGUAGUUUUCUGAGUUCAAGCUGAGUCUGCCUUCUGUGAUGGUGUCAUUGGUGGUUGAAUGAAAUAUUUACAUGGGGGAAAAAUACUUCUCCAGUGUGACUGGGACAUGUGGGCGGGGUCUUUCCCUCCAUAGAGCCCAAACUGUCUUCAUCAUUUUCUUUUCGUCUCCCUCCCGGCACCUCACAGUGGCGCCCUAUGUCAGUGUGGGGUUAACAUUAUGGUGACAUUCUGUUGGAAGGUUGGUUGAAAAGCAAAAUGGGAGGUUGUCAUGAAGGAUAAAGACAACAUGGACAGAAAGUGGGAAGGAGCUAUGAACUACUUCUUACUAGUGGAUUAGAAGAGAAAUGCUAUUUGGUAGGCCUCUCAAAGGAAAUUACAUGGAAGUAAAUGAGUGUGUGUGUGUGCACGUGCAUGUGCAUUUAUUUAUGUAGAUGCAACUCCUAACACAUUUCAGCAGCAUCAGUGACAAUGAGCUGAGAUUUUCUUGAGUACAUGUUAGGGAUCCUUUCCUAUCUACUGAUUUGCUUGUUUUUGUAGCCAAACAUUUUUAAAUGGAAAGAGCCUAUUUAAAAAAAUAGAACCUAUUGAAAGCUAGAUGUCAGUGGCGUGUGCCUGCAAUCCUAGCUCCUCGGGAGGCGGACGGCUGAGGAGCUCGCAUCUGAGGUCAGGAUCCUGCCACUUCAGGCAGGAAAGUCUGUGGGAUUUUUAUCUUGAAUUAACCACCAAAAAGCCACAAGUAGAGCCAUGGCUCAAGUGGUAGAGUGUCAGCCGUGAGUGGGAAAAACUAAGGGCGAGGGCCCAGGCCCUGAGUUGAAGGUUUAGUACGGCCAUACAGGCACACACACACACACACACACACACACACACACACACACACACACACAAUCAUGUGGAAUAUCUUUGGUAUGAAUGAGUGAAAGCGUGUAGAUGUGCUGCCAUCCUUUCCCCCUCACCUGCUUGGUUUAUUCCUGAACUUUCCUAGUUACUUAAGCAGAAAAGUAAGUGGUGUAAUUACCUUUUGGAAACUGAGCCUUAAAUUUUUGAAAGGGGGAAAGAAGCAUUCCCCUAUUCAACUCGCAUAAACACAUGUGAUAGCAAUAUGAUACCAUUGUGAACUCUUAUGAGUAUUAUACCUAUCUCUUGUGGUAACCCAUGUACAGAAUGUGAACUAUCCUACCAUAAAUAUAAAUAAAUUUUAUAUUUUUAA